This is a messenger RNA of Cladophialophora bantiana CBS 173.52, 2883 nucleotides long. RefSeq lists its product as uncharacterized. The transcript has a single exon. NCBI's taxonomy places the organism in Eukaryota, Fungi, Ascomycota, Eurotiomycetes, Chaetothyriales, Herpotrichiellaceae. The record is from RefSeq and is a predicted model, not a curated record. Bases 1 to 2883 code for a protein of 960 amino acids.
AUGACACUUAAAUUCAACUUGGAAGACCUUCGGAGGUUCCUGCGGAUACCGCAAGGCAAGUGCGGCUUCUAUUCAACGGACACAAUACAUAGUUACAUAUCCGAAGAAUCAAACGAACCGUUGAACCAGCUGGCCUGGACUGUCAAUUCGGCAAACGGCCCGCUAAAGUACAUACGGGAAGGUGAUCAUCCAAGUCGUCGUGGCGUUAGACGACUGCCUUUGGAUGGUGCAUCAGGAAAGCUUCCGCUUGAAGUCGCCGAGAACCUCCUUUCCUCAGACGAAAAGUAUGCAGGACCAAUAUCCUGGCGUCGUUUCCGAGAAAGAGAAUCCUGGUGGGAGCAAAUCCAUGUCCAGGCCAUGAGACAAAAUAAGGAACAGACCGAUCCGACGUUAUGUCGUAUGUGCCAAAAGAUGAGGAUUGUGAGGAACGGCCACUUCACCGACGACAUCUCGACAUCGUACCGACCAUUCGGGACUUGGGCACAGUUAUUAUGCAGAUCGAAAUGCAUGAUAUGCCGUCUUAUUGUGUUCUCUCUAUCGGGCGGUUCGGUCCCGCUACGACUUCAUCCCUUUCUUGCCAAGGUUGACCCGGAACUUCAAGGCGUACAGGUUAUUCCAAUUAUCUUACCUUCCGGCGAGACUUGCAUGGCUAUUGAAUACUCAUUGAGAAGAAUUGGUAUCUUGCGAAUUGUCACCCAGGAAAACUUCCGGGAAACCAUUCGACAAGUGUUUCAAUUCUCGGGAACAUCCGCAAGAGAGGUUCUCGAGUGUCAGGACAGCCCAUUCCGCGACCAGACCGAUCAAACAAUCUCGAUUGACCAAAUCAAAAUUUGGAUCAAUGUAUGCGAGCGAGAGCAUGGCGAGACAUGUGAUUCGCUUACAUUGAGCAGCAGCAGCGCCGAAAUAGAGUAUCCAAUCCUCCUCAUCGAUGUCAACCUGCGAUGUUUGGUUCGGUCAACAACGGCCUCGCGGUAUUUAGCUCUCAGUUACGUCUGGGGUCAGGUUGAAACUUCAGAGACAAUGAGAGGCAAUCUGGAAUCUCGAUUGAAGCUUUCUGGCCUGCCCCCUACGUUAUCUCAAACCAUCGAGGACGCAAUUAUGUUGACGAUGAAGAUGCAAGAAAAGUAUCUCUGGGUGGACGCAUUGUGUAUUGUUCAAGACGACAUCAAUACAAAGCAUUCCAACAUUCAAAGCAUGGACAAAGUCUACAGUAACGCGCUCGCAACAAUAGUUUGUCUGCAUGGCAAAGAUGCAAAUGCGGGAUUGCCUGGUGUACGACCAGGGUCUCGGAAACCUCAGAACAUCGAAACAAGGCAUUCAAGCAAGGAACCGUUCCAGCCAGAUCCAGCUUGGAUUCGGGAGUAUGAUGGAUUGGCAAGGAGUGACAAGCAAAAGCAUGAGUUGCUCACUGUCUGUCGAACCAUAUCCACUGAAAUGGAAAAUUGGUUUUCCGCGUCGGAUUAUCGUAUCCCCAAACAAUCAGAAGACUCGAGAGGACCCAAUAAUACUUUAGAGCACAAAGCGGUGCCAGACAAGCCGCCUUCGCAAGGUAUCCUUGCUGUGGUCUCACACCCACCUCCUUUGAAAUACGCUCUAGAGACCUCAGUUUGGCAUAAUAGGGGUUGGACAUUCCAAGAAAGGCUCCUUUCCAGGCGUGGCAUCUAUUUCAGCUCCGACUAUGUCUAUUUCCAGUGUUGGAAGCAUACCCAAUGCGAGACUGGAGGAAAUAUUGUUACUUGGUCCGACAUCACGACUAGUCCCGAGUCAGGAAACGCAACUGAGUUGAUAAGAUCACGAGAGACAAACCCUCUUCUCCAUUUCAGGUUUCCUCCCCCCCAAAAUCCUAUCGAAUUUCGACCCCAGGAGAAUCUGAGCGUAUUUGAAGACAUGGGAAUCCUAGCAAAGCAAGAUUUUGACGUCUACAAAGAUGUAAUAGAGAUGUAUACGAAGAAAAAGCUCUCAUUUUCGGCUGACAUCCUAAACGCGUUGGCAGGUAUUUUGGCAGUGAUUCAAGAUCGAGUUGGGGGUCAACUGAUUGUUGGCUGCCCUACGAGGUAUCUUGACCUCAGUUUCCUGUGGGCCCCGACGGAGCCUGCAGAUAGGCGGACAGCGGUGGGUGCCGGAGGCAGUAUGUUCCCAAGCUGGUCUUGGGCUGGCUGGACUGGAGCCAAGCAGUACGUCAUUAUGGAGGACGGAAAAAGGACGUAUCGAUCACUGCACCACGAAUAUGCCAGGAGUGAAAUACGAGAAUUCUCCCUUCAUCAUCAAGGCACUAUCCUGCACAUUCAUAAAAGUACUGAGGAAACAGGAGCCACUGAACCGCGGAAUCUUGGAUCGUCAACAACGCCUCAAGAAGAGAUAUUCCCAAAAUACGUUCCAUAUUCUGAUUGCUUCCUUCAUGGCGUCUCGGGGCCUGAUUUUGGUCCUAACGUUCUCCAGUUCUGGACCGAAGCGGUGGACGCCAAAUGCUUCUCAGUAGGACAAGUCACAGGGCCAUCGCUUACCGACAAUGAACACGCCAACAUUACUACCAAACAGACUGUGUCCAAGUUAUUUGACUCCAAGAACCGAUACUGUGGCUUUAUUUUCAAGCAAACGGCAAAAAGGAGGCGCCGACAGAAGCGGAACGGCAAUCUUCAGUUCAUUCUGAUUUCAAGCUUCGGCGAGUCGAGAGAUAGAAGGUCUGGGUUCCAGACAACAGAUACUAGAUUGCGUCCCUUUGAUGAGGGGCAGUUUCCGUGGAAGGGAAAAGGAAGUGGCCUAGUGAAUUUGAUGUUGAUUGAAUGGUUCGACGAAGUCGCGGAAAGAAUAUCGGUGGCGCGAAUCCAUCGACAAGCUUGGAUCGAAGCAAGGCCCAUGACAAGACACAUCAGACUAGCAUAG